AAACAACACAGCUGUAUCAGAGAGAGAGAGAGAGAGAGAGGGGGGAAGGAGGGUUUUGGGCGAUCAGAGCCUCGAGAUUAGUACGACGGCCGUUUCGCUCUCCCCGCACAUCCACAAUUCAGCAUUGACUAAUAUAAUUUUUAUAUAAAUUAUAUUUUACGUUCAGAUUCAAUCUUGGAACUUCCGCAGAAUCGCCGAUUGCGUGUUGCUGCGCAGCAUGGGUUGCGCUGGAUCGCGCGGCAAAGGAGAUGAAGCUUCGAAGAAGAUACGAAAACCCAAGCCAUGGAAGCAUUCUGAGGCCAUAACAAAGGCGCAGUUGAUGAAGAUGCGUGAAGAGUUCUGGGACACUGCUCCACACUAUGGUGGUCGUAAAGAGAUCUGGGAUGCACUUCGGGCUGCUGCUGAAGCUGAGCUGACCCUUGCACAAGCAAUCAUCGACAGUGCUGGUGUUAUUGUUCAAAACCCUGACUUAACUGUCUGCUAUGAUGAGAGAGGCGCCAAGUACGAACUGCCCAAGUAUGUCCUCAGUGAGCCGACAAAUCUGAUCCACGACACCUGAGAAGAACUUGACAAGACUGCUGUAUAUUUGUACAUUGCUCUUAUUGCCCUUUAUUUACCAAAUUAUAUAUAUAUAUAUCCCAUUUGAAUUAUUUUCCAUGACAAUAUUGCUAAAUUCAUUGACCGAAUCUCUGGGCUCUCAGAUACCUGAUUAACAUUAAGUAUUAUUUAUUCUGCCAGUGCUAAAAUCAAUUUCUUUGCUGCA
Andrographis paniculata is the source of this 763-nucleotide messenger RNA. RefSeq lists its product as uncharacterized. Lineage: Eukaryota; Viridiplantae; Streptophyta; Magnoliopsida; Lamiales; Acanthaceae. The transcript is spliced from 4 exons. Bases 218 to 559 code for a protein of 113 amino acids. The record is from RefSeq and is a predicted model, not a curated record.